AUGGAACAAUAUUUGGUUUCAGUUGAUGGUUUUUCUUCCAUUGCCUCCAGACUCUUCCACGUGUACUUUCUUUUUUGUUGGCUUCUACACCAGAUGUUGGAGGUCCCCAUCAUUACAUUGAAUGCAUGUAUGUGCGAGCCCAUGAUUAAAAACAACGGUCAUAGAAACCACCAUUUUGUCCCAACUCGCUUGUUAAUGUUAGAUGUGGAGAUUGUCGAUUUACUUCUAAAUAAUGGAGCUGAUAUUUCCGUUAGAGAUGAAAAUGGCUUAAACGCCAUAAUGUAUGCUCUGUGUGAUGCAGAAGUUGAUCAUUCCAUUCUUAAUACUCUUCUGAAUACUGAUAAGGUCAACAAAUCUUUCGAAGCGUUACAAAAAACGGUGAACACACCAGCUUAUGACGGAGCAACUGCAUUGUAUCUUGCUGUUCAGAUUGCUUCUAAAGAAAUUAUGCUUUUAUUGUUAUCAGUUGGUGCAGAUCCAGAUUUGGUUUUACGAGAUGAAAAGUUGGCUCCUGUCCAUGCGGCAAUAGCUCUUGGUCAUAUCGAGUUAGUUGAACACCUUUUGCCAAUUACAUUAAAUUCUACCUUACUUAGGCCCGAAUCCAGUCCUAUUUCCUUGGCAUGUGAUAAUGGGAAAAGUGAAAUGAUUAAGUUUUUGAUAAGCCAUCCAAAAAUUAGUUUAACGGAAACAUUUCCACUUCCUGGAUAUUUUUGUAUUACGCCUCAAUCACCUUACUGCACAAUUUCUUAUUUAACAGAAGCUAUAAUGAAGGAUGCUGAUUUGGAAAUAAUAAAAAUGCUAGUUCAGAAUGGAGUUCCAAUCAGUUGUAAUAACAGUUCAGAAAUUCCUCCUUUUUAUAUGGCUAUUUACAAAAAUAAUGUACAAGUGGCGUCUUACCUCUUAAAAAUUGGUGCUAGCGUGAACGUUUAUUUGAAUGAAACUAUGUUUAAUUACAGUUGGGUGGCCUCUGAUAAUCUUCAAGUCAUCAAACUGAUCCUUCGUCAUGGUGCAGAAUAUGAUAGCAUUUUAAACUGUAAUUUAUCGGACAUGUUAAAUAUGCAUAAAGAUAAAUUUUUCAAACCAAGACUGAAAACGGUCGUAUCUGUAAUAUGUUAUUUAACUAACAAAUUGCCACACGGUAGCGAAGAAUGCCUUGAAUUACCAUUAUUCCAACUGCUGCCAAAACAAAGUCACAUCCAACUUGUGUAA
Helobdella robusta is the source of this 1209-nucleotide messenger RNA. RefSeq lists its product as hypothetical. The record is from RefSeq and is a predicted model, not a curated record. The coding region runs from base 1 to 1209 and encodes 402 amino acids. NCBI's taxonomy places the organism in Eukaryota, Metazoa, Annelida, Clitellata, Rhynchobdellida, Glossiphoniidae. The transcript is spliced from 6 exons. Gene Ontology annotation, molecular function: protein binding.